Dictyostelium purpureum is the source of this 960-nucleotide messenger RNA. RefSeq lists its product as uncharacterized. Bases 1 to 960 code for a protein of 319 amino acids. The record is from RefSeq and is a predicted model, not a curated record. NCBI's taxonomy places the organism in Eukaryota, Evosea, Eumycetozoa, Dictyosteliales, Dictyosteliaceae. Gene Ontology annotation, molecular function: acyltransferase activity. The transcript has 4 exons.
AUGGGUGAGAAUUUUAAUAAAAAUAUUUUAGAAGAAAAUUUAGUAGCUGUAAUUGGUAUUGGCUUUAGGUUACCAAGUGGAAAUUUAAAUGAAUCAAAUCAAACUCCAAGUCAAUUAUUUAACAAUUUAAUGAAUGGUUUUAACGGCGUAGUCGGUCUUCAAGAAAGAUGGAAUGAAAAUUUCUUUAAGCUAAAUGAAAUUGGCUGCAAUAGUGCCGCUGUAACCAUUGAUCCACAGCAAAGACUUUUGUUAAAGUGCACUUACGAAGCAUUGGAAGAUGGCGGUGUAGAUCCAAUAACACUACGUGGCUCAAAUACAACUCAAAGUAAUUUAUUCGGGACAUCAGCUCAUUCUGCAUCAAAUAGAAUUUCAUAUUGCUUUGAUUUUCAUGGAGCUUCAUUAACAAUUGACUCUGCUUGUUCAUCUUCAACAACAUCUAUUGCAUUGGGUUAUGAGUCAAUAAAAUCUGGUAAAUCAAACUGUUCUAUUGUUGGUGGUGUAAAUAUGAUAAUGGAAGGAAGAUGUAUGACUUUUGAUGCCGAUGCUGAUGGCUAUGUUCGUUCAGAAGGUGUUGGUGUGGUUGUCCUAAAAAAUUUAAAUCAGGCAAUUAAAGAUGGUAAUAAUAUUUAUUGCGUGGUUUCUGGAGCAAGUUUAAAUGUCGAUGGUAAUGGUUUGGAUGAUAAAUUAAAUUUUUAUUCACCAUCUUCCAUCUCUCAAGCAGAAAAUAUUAAAUUGGCACUUAAAUCAACCAAUGGGUUAAUUGAUAGAGCUGAUAUUGAUUAUGUCGAGUGCCAUGGAACUGGUACACCUAAAGGUAAUCCAGUUGAGUUAGAAGGUAUUUCAAUGGUUUUUAAAGAUAGCACUGUUCACUCCCCAUCCAAUCCAUUAUUAGUAGGCUCAAUAAAAUCAAACAUUGGUCAUUUAGAAGGUAAUUAUUUUUAUUGUUUUUAUUAUAAAUAG